Salvia hispanica is the source of this 2179-nucleotide messenger RNA. RefSeq names its product protein indeterminate-domain 4, chloroplastic-like. The record is from RefSeq and is a predicted model, not a curated record. Lineage: Eukaryota; Viridiplantae; Streptophyta; Magnoliopsida; Lamiales; Lamiaceae. Gene Ontology annotation, cellular component: nucleus. Gene Ontology annotation, molecular function: DNA-binding transcription factor activity.
CAUCACGCACAUAAUUAUCUAUCUAUGCCUUGAUAUUAUUUCCCCUUUUUCCCCUCCUUCUCUCUCAUCUCCUCUCUCUUUCCCUCUUACCUUCAAUUUAGCUGUAAAUUCCCACUCCUCCUCGCUGCAUCUUCUUCAUUCUUCCAUUUCUGCACCUCUCUCUUUAUUUAUAUAUAUCUUUUUUGAUGAGAAAAAGCUGGUAAUUAAAUCUGGAAUCAGCACAAAUCGAAGAUUGUGAUUAAUUAAACAUGGCAGCUUCUUCUUCCUCGCCUUUCCUCUCAUUAAGAGAUGAAAACGAGCAGCCACAGCAGCAGCAGCAGCUUCUCCCUUCAGCAGCCGCGGCGGCGCCGGCGAACAAGAGGCGGCGGAACCAGCCGGGAAAUCCAAGCAAAUCCGGAUGCGGAGGUAAUCGCGCUGUCGCCGAAGACGCUAAUGGCGACGAACCGGUUCGUGUGCGAGGUGUGCAACAAAGGGUUCCAGAGGGAGCAGAAUCUGCAGCUGCACCGGCGCGGCCACAACCUGCCGUGGAAGCUCCGGCAGAAGAGCACAAAGGAGGUGCGGCGGAAGGUGUAUCUCUGCCCGGAGCCGAGCUGCGUCCACCACGACCCGUCCCGGGCGCUCGGCGACCUCACCGGAAUCAAAAAACACUACUCGCGAAAACACGGCGAGAAGAAAUACAAAUGCGAGAAAUGCUCCAAAAAAUACGCCGUCCAUUCCGAUUGGAAAGCCCAUUCCAAAACCUGCGGCACCAGAGAGUACAGAUGCGACUGCGGCACUCUCUUCUCCAGGCGUGACAGUUUCAUCACACACCGAGCCUUCUGCGACGCGCUGGCUCAGGAGAGCGCGCGGAACCUGAACGCGCCGUCGCUAACCAGCAUAGGGAGCCACCUCUUAGGGCUCUCCCAACAUGAUCAGAUGAACCAAGGAGCCCUAUCAAGUCAUGACAUACUCAGACUGGGCAGGCCCGGCCAGCAAUACGAAACCCUAGUCAGCCCGGGAGGGUUCCGCCCCUCCCCGCGUGGGCUAUUCCUGCACCCAAAUCACGAUCACGACCAUCAAGAUCAUCAAAAUCAAUCUCCCCAUAGUGCCAUGCUGCCCAACAAGUCAUCAUUGCAAAGCCUCAUGCAACUUCCCCAGCUCCACAUGAACAACACUGCCAACACCUCCUCCAACUCUUCCGCUGCCGGUCUCUUCAACCUCAGCUUUUUCCCCGGCAACAACAACAACAACGCCGCCUCCACCAUGGAUGGCGGCGCUCACCACUCCGCUGCUGGAGAUGACUCCACCCUCUUCUCAUCUGGUAAUCUCAUGAGCAUUGCGAUUCCAUCGCUGUACAGCACAUCGCAGGCGAUGCAAACCCCAAGCGGAGGGCAGAUGUCGGCGACGGCGCUUCUCCAGAAGGCAGCUCAGAUGGGCUCCACCGCCACCAAUAACGGCGGCGCCUCGUCGUCGCUGCUGAAGAGCUUUGGGAAGUCACCCGACCACCACAGUUUCGGUGGCAGCAGCGUCUAUGGAGGGAGCAACAGCGGCGGCGGCAACCAUCUGCACGACUUGAUGAUGAACUCCAUCGCGGCGGCGGAGGGAGGCUUCGAGCAGGCGGAGAUGGAAGAGUACAGAGGGUUCCAUGGUGGGAAUAGCAAUAGUCAGCAGAGUGGAUUCAGCAGCUUGGAGCAAGCGGGGAGGCUGACGAGGGAUUUUCUUGGAGUUGGAGAGAUUGUGAGAAGCGUGAGAGAGCAGCAAAGUGGGAUGGAUCAUCUCGGCUCUUUGGAUUUGCAGGGAAAAACCCAACCUUUUGGAGGGGGGAGUUUUCAGUGAAGGGAUGGGAUGCGGGUUUUGGAUUUAAAUGAAGAAAGAGAUAUCAUCAUUUUACAGGAGAUCGAGCGGCUUGAUUGAAGAAGAAGGCUAGCUUGUGUUUCAACAGUGUAUAUGGAUGAUGGAUCCGAACCCCGAAAAAAGUUUUUUCUUCUGCUCUUAUAAUUUUUAGGUGCACUAGAAGAAGGAACGUACCUCAAACUUGUUGUUUUAAUUUUGUAGUGUGACAAUUUUUGUUCUUUUAACCUUUUGAAUGAAUAUUUUGAGGGAAAACAUAGAAAAAGAAUGUACAACUGUAGAAGUUCAAAAAGAACGUUUCAAGUGAAAAUGAUGUUUUAUAAAUUUAUGAAUGAUCAAGUACUGUACA